Rotaria sp. Silwood1 is the source of this 681-nucleotide messenger RNA. The record is from the annotation of a GenBank genome assembly. Lineage: Eukaryota; Metazoa; Rotifera; Eurotatoria; Philodinida; Philodinidae.
AUGGCACCAUCAACAAUGGCAACAUCCACUAUGGCAACAUCCACUAUGGUACCAUCAACAAUGGCAACAUCCACUAUGGCACCAUCAACAAUGACAACGUUCACUAUGGCACCAUCAACAAUGGCAACAUCCACUAUAGCACCAUCAACAAUGGCAACAUCCACUAUGGCACCAUCAACAAUGACAACAUUCACUAUGGUACCAUCAACAAUGGCAACAUCCACCAAGGUAUCAUCAACAAUGGCAUCAUCCACAGCGAUGCUAUCGACAAUGGCCUUAUCCACUACGGCAUCAUCUACGACGGUACUAUCCACAGCAAUGCUAUCGAGAAUGGCAACAUCUACCAUAGUACCAUCGACAAUGACAUCAUCCACGGCGAGAUUAUUGACAAUGGCAGCAUCCAUCACAGCACUGUCGACAAUGACACCGUUAACCACAGCAUCAUCUAUGGCGGUACCAUUCACAGUAGCACCAUCUACGAUGAUGCUAUCGACAAUGGCAACAUCCGCCAAGAUAGUAUCGACAAUUGCACCGUGCACUGCAGUGCCAUCGACAGUGGCAUCAUCCGUUAUGACACCAUCGACAAUUGCAUUAUCCAUGUUGGAAAUAUCAACUGCCACUUCCAUGACUUCAUUCAUCAUUGAAGGUAGAAUUGUUGUUGUAAAUAUCUCGCGAUUCUAG